AUGGAUUUUAAUGGACAGUUUUAUGAUACACCAAUCAUCCUAGGGAGACCAUUUUUGCAUACAGCAAAGAUGAAUAUUGAUUUUCCCACAGGUAUUGCGAAAAUUUCAGGUGGAGAUCAAUCAGUAGAAAUUAAAAUUUUUGAGGUAUCAAAUGAUCUUAAGAAAUCCCAAGUAUAUGAUUGUCAUACCAUAGAUCUUCUAGAUGAUCUUGAUGAUCCAGACGUUAUUGAUGACUGUGUUCUGGAAGAAUUAGAGGAAAUAGAGAAUAUAAAUUUAGAAGAAAAGAAAGAGGAAGAUCAUCUGAAUUUAGAGUUGAAACCUCUCCCCUCUAGUUUAAAAUAUAUGUUUUUGGAGGAAAAUAAUUCAUUUCCUGUUAUUAUUGCAGCUGAUUUGAGUAAUGAACAAGAAGAAGAAUUAUUAGAUGUACUUCGAAAAAAUAAGAAGGCUAUGGGCUGGAAAAUGGACGAUCUAAGGGGCAUUGAUAUGAGAGUAUGCAUGCAUAGUAUAUAUCUAGAGGAGGGGGCUAGAACUAGUAGGAAACCACAACGAAGAUUAAAUCCUAACAUGAUGGAAAUUGUAAAAAAAGAAAUUUUAAAGUGGCUGGCUGCUGAUAUUAUUUACCCUAUUUCAGAUAGCAAAUGGGUUAGUCCUACACAAGUAG
Molecule: messenger RNA, 661 nt
Organism: Spirodela intermedia
Lineage: Eukaryota; Viridiplantae; Streptophyta; Magnoliopsida; Alismatales; Araceae
Source: the annotation of a GenBank genome assembly